AUGACGUUGUCUUUCAUCUCGCCCGCGGCGUCGGGUUAUGCUUACUUCUGCGCCUUCUUCGCCGGCGUCGGCUCCCUCCUCUGGGGCUACGACUCCGGCAUCUUCGGCACCGCCCAAGCCCAAGACUACUUCAACGACCAAUUCCACCCAGACCCAGCUCUCCUAGGCGGCAUCAUCUCCGUCUACACAGCCGGCGGUGCCAUCGGAUGUCUGCUGUCCGGGCCCAUCGGGAACCGCUGGGGUCGGCGUGGGACUAUCCAGAUUGGCGCCGUCAUCGCCGCUAUUGGGACGACGCUACAGACGGCCGCGCAGGAAUCGAUUAUGCUUAUCAUUGGUCGUUUAGUUACCGGGUUGGCGAUUGGGGUUAUUUACUUUGCGAUCCCGAUGUUUCAGUCUGAGAUCUCACCGGCUUCGCAUCGCGGGUUGUUUGUGGGGCUGCAUGCGCAGUUUAUUGGGUUUGGGUAUAUGAUUUCGAAUUGGGUCGGGUUUGGGAUCUCGUAUACCACUGGCCAGGUAACGUUUCGCUUCCCCGUCGGCCUCCAAAUCUUCUGGGCCGUCCUCCUCUUCACCGGCACCUUCCUCCUCCCCGAAUCCCCGCGCUGGCUCAUCGAAAAAGGCCGAGCCGACGAAGCCGAAGCCGUGAUGAAGCGCCUCCGCCGAUCCCACAUCGACCCCGACCUCGUCAAAAAAGAACUAAUCCAGAUGCGCGACCAAAUCCGCUGGGAGAAAGAAAACGAAGAGAUCUCCCUCCUCGGCAUCCUCCGCAAACCCUCCUACCGCAAGCGCCUCCUCCUCGGCUGUGGCGUGCAAAUCGGCCAGCAGAUCUGCGGUAUCUCCGCUAUUAACUAUUACCAGACGCUCAUGUACAAGUCGCUGGGGAUUCAGGGGCAUUUGGUGUUGGCGCUGGCCGGGGUGUGGGGCUUGACGGGUCCGCUGGCGAAUAUCUUUUGUUUGAUGUGGAUUAUUGAUCGGGUGAAGCGGCGGACGCUGUUUAUUGCGGGCAGCGUGGCCAUGACGGUGGAUAUUGCUAUUGUGCAGGCGUUUGUGGCUGUUUAUGGUGGGUCGGAUAACACGGUUGCUAAUGGGUUUGGGAUUGCGUUUUUGAUCUUGUUUGGGGUUUUCUUCUCGCUGUCGUGGAACUCGGGCGCGCCUGUGUACACGGCUGAGAUCUUCCCCACGCAGAUCCGUGCUGUGGGGGGUGCUAUCUCGACGUUUUGGUCGUUUGUGAUUCAGGUUAUUCUUGCGCAGGCAUCGCCGACGGCGCUGGAGAAUGUGGGGUGGAGGUAUUACUUUUUCUUUAUUGCUACCAACAUCACCUGUAUUGUUGCCGUGUACUUUUUCUUACCGGAGACUAAGGGGAAGUCCCUCGAGGAGAUCAGCGAGGUGUUUGGAGAUGUGUUUGUGAGCAUCCGCAUGGAUGAGGAUCUGAAGCAGCCAGAAGAGGAGGACAGGGUUCCAACUGCGAGAACCGUGGAGAUGACUUGA
Messenger RNA from Dichotomopilus funicola, 1485 nucleotides. Its product is annotated as general substrate transporter. The transcript has 3 exons. Gene Ontology annotation, cellular component: membrane. Bases 1 to 1485 code for a protein of 494 amino acids. Gene Ontology annotation, biological process: carbohydrate transport; transmembrane transport. NCBI's taxonomy places the organism in Eukaryota, Fungi, Ascomycota, Sordariomycetes, Sordariales, Chaetomiaceae. The record is from RefSeq and is a predicted model, not a curated record. Gene Ontology annotation, molecular function: carbohydrate:proton symporter activity.